GGAGGGAGAGAUGACAGAAGAAGGAGGAGUGAAAAAGCGGCAGAGAAAAGGCAAAAAGAAAGAGGAGGGCUCUGAUGCAAACACCACCCCAGCUGACGGUGGAGGAGGGAAGAAACGGAGAACCAAGAAAAAGGGAGAGGAAGAGGAUGAGGCAGAAGAAGAAAAAGCACCCCCCCAGGAGAACUUGUUUGGAGAAAUAGAGGGAGAAUUUGGAACUAGGAGAAUGUCUUAUAGCCAGCCUGCCAGAGCCAGAAGCACGAAAGGAGCAGAGGGUAACUUUGUGAAGAUAAACCUGAAGAAGAAAUCUCAUGUCAAAGGAUAUGCACUAAGAGGGGCUGGUCUACGUAAACAGUUGUACAUGCAGAAGUUCCAGCUGAAAGGGGAGCGUUUUGGUGGAGGUGGUGGAUUUUUUGGCAGAGGGAGGAGAGGUGGCUUCAGAGGGGGCCUCAAUCGCCAGGGGGAUACCUGCUACAAGUGUGGAGGGACCGGACACUGGGCCAUGGACUGCAAGGGACGAGCCCCUCCCCCUCCUGUUCCCGAGGACCAACCUGUUGAAGAGGAACCGUUUGAGCUACCCACCCUGGAGGAGGUUGCCAGGGCAACAGGAACGCUGCAACCCCAGCCGUUGUUAUCAUCUCCCAGUGUCAAGGGGGAGCAGCAGUUCCAGGAAAAGGAGGGAGACAAUAAAGAUGAGGUUUUGCUGAAUGUGAUUCGUCCUGACUACGAACGCCCUGCUGUUCCACCACCUAUGGAACCACUUUAUCAUGUCAAAGAUGAUGGAAAAGUUCAGGCAACACCCACUGAGGUCUUUGCAGCUCUGAACGACCUCGGCUAUAACUCUUUCAGACCAGGACAGGAGGAUGCCAUCAUGAGGAUCCUGUCAGGUCUCUCUACCCUUGUAGUGUUGUCAACAGGGAUGGGUAAAUCGUUGUGCUAUCAGCUCCCAGCCUACCUUUACGCACAAAGAUCAAACUGCAUCACUUUAGUAAUAUCACCUCUAGUCUCACUAAUGGAUGACCAGCUGUCUGGCCUUCCUGCCAAACUGAAAGCAGCCUGUAUCCACUCCAACAUGACGAUGAAACAGAGAGAAGCUGCGAUAGAAAAGGUGAAGUCAGGUCAGGUAUGCUUGUUGCUCCUCUCUCCAGAGGCCCUCGUUGGUGGUGGCGGUUCUGGUUCGGGAUGUCUGCCCUCCGCUCAGGAGCUCCCUCCUGUGGCCUUUGCCUGUAUAGAUGAAGCUCAUUGUGUCUCAGAGUGGUCACACAACUUCAGACCCUGCUACCUAAGGCUCUGUAAGGUACUGAGGGAGCGCUUGGGAGUGCAGUGCUUACUGGGACUCACUGCUACUGCCACACUGUCCACAGCUCUGGACAUUGCUCAACAUCUGGGCAUUAAUGAUCAAGACGGCAUCGCAGUCAGAUCUGCAGCAGUACCUCCAAACCUGCAACUGUCUGUGUCCAUGGACAGAGAGAAAGAUCAGGCCUUAGUAUCUUUGCUGAAAGGUGAUCGUUUUGGCUGCCUGGACUCCAUCAUCGUCUACUGCACCAGAAGGGAGGAGACUGUUCGUGUGUCGGCGCUGCUCAGGACCUGCUUGCAAGGGGUGGUUGUGAAAGAAAAUUACCAAAUCAGCAACAGCAGCCAGAGCAACCCUGUAGGACAGAAGAAGAAAGAAUUGGCAAGGAAGAAGAUACGUAAACCGCUGAAGUGGCAGGCUGAGUCGUACCACGCCGGCCAUUCAGGGUCAGAACGCCGUCGGGUUCAGAACAACUUCAUGUGUGGGGAGCUCAGAAUCGUGGUGGCCACUGUGGCAUUUGGCAUGGGCCUCGAUAAAUCUGACGUGCGUGGUAUCAUUCACUACAACAUGCCCAAGAGCUUUGAGAGCUAUGUUCAGGAAAUAGGGAGAGCCGGGAGAGACGGAGAACCAGCUCACUGUCACCUUUUCCUCGACCCUGAGGGCGGGGACCUCCACGAGCUGCGACGUCACAUCUAUGCAGACACAGUAGACUACUUCACAGUAAAGAGACUGGUCCAGAAAGUUUUCCCUGCCUGCAAAUGUAAACUGAUACAUCAAAAGCAACAGGAACUUGUUAAGGACAUUGAGGACUCAGAGCUGUUGGAGAUGAUGGAUGUGUGUGAUCAGGAGUGCAGCCUGAACCCCUCCACUCAGCAGGACACCGAGAAGAAAGAAGAGGAAACUGAUGGUUCAGUGAAACAACAGCAUGUAGAGGUGAUGGCAACUAAUGAUUGGCCGAGGGAACGAGAAGUGGAGGGAAGCGACUGGCCCAAAGAGCGAGUGUGUCAUACCCACGAGAGAGCGAUUCCCAUCCAGGAGACGGUAGAGGCCCUGGACAUCACAGAGGAGGGUGUAGAAACACUGCUCUGCUAUCUGGAGCUGCAUCCUCAGCGCUUUGUUGAACUUCUCCACUCCACCAUGUCUGUGUGUAAAGUCAGCUGCUACAAUGGACCAAGACAGCUUCAGAAACUGACAAAAAUCUGCCCUCCGGUCGCAGUGGUGCUGGCCAGAAGGCGGAUGGCAGGCGAGCGAGUGGAGGUGUGUGAUCAGUUGGAGUUUGACGUUGUUGAGGUAGCAGACACUAUGGGAUGGCAGCUUCCUCUUGUGAAGAGAGGACUCAGGCAGCUGCAGUGGAGCACUAGUAAAGCUGGCGGACGUAGCGGCGUCCUCGUUGAAUUCUCCUCUCCGUCUUUCUACUUCCGUUCCUAUGGCGACCUAAGUGAUGACGAGAUGGACAGAGUGUGUCAGUUCCUCCAUAAUCGAGUGCAGGAGCAAGAGAGAACGCAACUCUACCAGCUGACCACCUGCUUCAAGUCUUUCAAAAGUGUUGCGUUCCAGAGUGUGUUAUCCUGCGUAGAUGAUCUGGAUGAGAGUCGCAGUCAGCAGCUAAAAUACCUUCUCUCUGAGUACUUUGACAAGAGGCGAGACCGAGACCACGCGCUCAAACCAGUGGACUUUGAGGAGCUUGACAAAUAUAAAUUCUUAGACUGGGAGAAUCAGAUCAGAGCAGACAUCAGAAGUUUUCUUUGCAACCGAAGUGAUGAGAAAUUCUCUGGAAGAGCUGUUGCAAGAAUCCUCCACGGUAUAGGCAGUCCUUGUUAUCCUGCUCUAACGUAUGGAAAAGAUAGACGCUACUGGAGGAAGUACAUCCAGUUCGACUUCAACCAGCUGAUCAGGCUUGCCACUCAGGAGAUCAUUCGUUUUAAGUGA
This is a messenger RNA of Scomber japonicus (chub mackerel), 3220 nucleotides long. It is a transcript of the gene recql4, whose product is annotated as RecQ helicase-like 4. Gene Ontology annotation, molecular function: ATP binding; four-way junction helicase activity; zinc ion binding. Lineage: Eukaryota; Metazoa; Chordata; Actinopteri; Scombriformes; Scombridae. The record is from RefSeq and is a predicted model, not a curated record. Bases 11 to 3220 code for a protein of 1069 amino acids. The transcript is spliced from 23 exons. Gene Ontology annotation, biological process: double-strand break repair via homologous recombination; telomere maintenance. Gene Ontology annotation, cellular component: nucleus; chromosome; cytoplasm.